AAGAGUCUGAAAGCAACGAGAUGAGAGAGAAUGUGCAGACAAGCUUAGAAAACUAAUGGCUAAAAAGCGUGACUUUGACGGCACGCUUGCAGGUAAAGAACAGGGCGAGCUACCAAGAAACACACRCGCAUUUAGUGAGCAGCACAAACUGUGACCAGCAAGUGGGUCUGGAAAAAAGGUUUCGUGAGUUUCUCCUCAACAUGGCACUUUUCCUGCUCUGCAAGACACCYACAGGCACAGUCCGAAUGACCAGGGUACAGCUGCUCCUGUGCUGUUUUCUCCUGUCUCUUAUCAUCUACUUCUUCAAUGGACGUAAAGUUGCCAUCAGUCUGAAGUCAGCUCCUCCCGUCAACCACCCUUUGAGACUGGAGGAGGACAGGAUACUGGAGGACAUGACAGUCAUAAAGGCAGCAGAACCAGAAACUCCUAAUGAGACGCCAUGGGGAGCUCCUAUAGUGUGGGGCGACAGCCAAAAGUCUGUGUUUCGGAAGAACAAAAUCUCCGAACAAGGAGUCUCCAUCGGUCUGCUGAUCCUCGUGGUGGGAACCUACGCCCGCUUCGUUCAACCCUUUCUCUCCUCAGCAGAAAUCCAUUUUCUUCCKGAUCAAAUGGUCACUUAUUUUGUUCUCACAGACAAUCCUCGCACUCUGGAUCCCUCGAUUGAGCUGGGACCUUGGAGACAAAUGAGAGUGCUCCUGGUGGCAGAACUGCCCRGUUGGGAGAGGUUGUCUUAUCGUCGGAUGGGGCUGUUUGCCGACACCAUCCGGAAUUCAAUUGGUAGUGAGGUUGAGUACGUCUUCUGCGCUGAUGUGGACCAAGAAUUUGUGGGCCCAGUUGGSGAGGAGAUCCUGGGAGGCCUAGUGGCUACAUUGCACCCAGAAGUCUAUGGGAUGCCGCGAAACAUGUUUCCUUAUGAGGAUCAGGAAGUUUCAGCCUCUUGCGUGGAGGAGGACGAAGGGGAUUAUUAUUACACCUCAGAGUUUUACGGCGGGUCGCUUUCCCAAAUGCGUAGACUCACCCAUGACUGUUCUCUGCUAAUUCUUCAGGACCAGGCAAACAGGGUAACAGCCAGAGGCCUUGAGGAAAGCUACUUGAACCGCUACCUGAUAGACCACAGGCCAACCCGUGUGCUGUCACCAGAGUACAGCUGGUGGGAUUCACCCCUGACUGCUCGUGUCCCUAAAAGAAGGCUUGUCUCCUUUGGGAGGCAAUGUGAGGCCUUUGAUAUGGAGAAGAAAGAACAGCAGAAAUGUUGAAGGACUGGUUUCCAGAAGURCAGACAAAGACCCCAAUUUACUAAAAAAUGUGCAGCGUAUUAUUUUAGUUCCAGCUUUUGCACAUCCUUUGCAUCCUGCUCUGCCUCAGCAUCGUAUUCACAAAGUAAACARCACAACACACCUGUCAAGUUUUGCAUUAGAUUACAGUUAUCCUUGACCCACAAUCUAAACAUAACAGAGUAGAGAAAAAAUGAUGGGGAAAGAGAGGGAUGUUUUUAACAGUGACCUACAGGAAGCAUUUCUUAAAACUAUGACCAACCUUUUUUUUUUCUUUAUCCGCCAUCAUUGUAUCAUUCUGUUCUUAACUAAUAAAAUGAAAGCUUGGGAUUUA
Messenger RNA from Austrofundulus limnaeus, 1608 nucleotides. RefSeq names its product histo-blood group ABO system transferase. Gene Ontology annotation, molecular function: hexosyltransferase activity. The coding region runs from base 201 to 1256 and encodes 351 amino acids. Gene Ontology annotation, cellular component: Golgi apparatus; membrane; vesicle. The transcript has 3 exons. Gene Ontology annotation, biological process: carbohydrate metabolic process. NCBI's taxonomy places the organism in Eukaryota, Metazoa, Chordata, Actinopteri, Cyprinodontiformes, Rivulidae. The record is from RefSeq and is a predicted model, not a curated record.